This is a messenger RNA of Chanos chanos (milkfish), 2780 nucleotides long. It is a transcript of the gene srsf2b, whose product is annotated as serine and arginine rich splicing factor 2b. NCBI's taxonomy places the organism in Eukaryota, Metazoa, Chordata, Actinopteri, Gonorynchiformes, Chanidae. The record is from RefSeq and is a predicted model, not a curated record. The transcript has 2 exons. Gene Ontology annotation, molecular function: RNA binding. The coding region runs from base 129 to 788 and encodes 219 amino acids.
UCAGUUUGCUACGGCAGUUUGCUAACUGGCUAGCGACCUUUGAGUCUUGAUUUGUAAUUCGUGUUGCAUAGCUUUUUGGUUUCGCGGUUUAAAAUUUGGACAAAAUUAGUCUUUAAGUCAGUAAAAAGAUGAGUUACGGUAGGCCGCCGCCCGAUGUGGAGGGCAUGACUUCUUUGAAAGUGGAUAACCUUACUUAUCGAACCUCUCCAGAAACGCUGCGGCGGGUUUUCGAGAAGUAUGGCCGCGUUGGAGAUGUGUACAUUCCCCGAGAUCGUUACACGAAAGAGAGCAGAGGUUUUGCCUUUGUACGAUUCCUGGACAAACGAGAUGCAGAAGAUGCGAUGGAUGCAAUGGACGGUGCCUUGUUAGACGGACGGGAGCUACGAGUUCAGAUGGCUCGCUAUGGCAGACCACCAGACUCUCACUACGGUGGGCGUCGUGGUGGACCAUCUCGUAGGUAUGGCGGUUCUUACGGUCGGCGCAGCCGAAGUCCUAGACGCCGGAGACGCAGCAGGUCCAGGAGCCGGAGCCGCUCCCGCUCCCGCAGCCGUUCCCGCUACAGCAGAUCCAGGUCCCGCUCGUACUCUCGCUCGCGGUCCCGCUCCAAAUCCCGCACACCCCGCAGGAGCAAGUCAAAGACCCCAUCCAGGUCUAGGUCCCGGUCGAAGUCAAAGUCCAGAUCCCGCUCCAGAAGCCGUACUCCUCAAUCUAACAGAGGUUCCAAAUCCAGAUCGAGAUCCAGAAGUAAACCCAAGUCUGGAGGAGAGGAUGGAGCUGCAUCGUCCUGAAAGAGCAACUCUUUGGUAAGAAGCCAGCAGAACAGUCCUCACGCUUUGUCAAACCAUUGAAUUGAUGGUUUGAUUUGGAGCUACAAAAUAGUUUGGGACAUGCAUUAUAUAAAUAAAUAUAACUAUAUGAGGACAAGGAAAGGUUUGAAAUAAGGUGCAGUUUGUGACUCUGCAUGUCUGUCUGGGUGUAGUACUAGCCCUAAUAAUGGUCAUUGCCAAAUUUGGUGCAAUACUUAAAACCACCCUGCAGAUCAUAAGUGACAGCCAAACGGUAUUUAACAGUUACGAUAUUAACAUUAACGGAAUUAUUAGCUAUCAAUUCCCACUCUACUAGUUUGUUGCCUUUAUUAUGACCAGGUGAGUCGAUAAACACGUCAGUAGCAGAGCAGCUUAUGUUCACAUUUUCGCACUGUUUGAAAUGGUUUUGGAACUCCCAUGUUCACCAAAAACUGUGGAAUUCUCUUCUCCAAGCUGCUGAAUCCUGUAUGCGGUAAAAGAGGAGUGUGUGGCAGUGAGAACAGUUAGAGGUGUGUGUGAGCUGCCCAUGGGCUUCCUGCUGCCGCUGGGGGUUACUAUGGAGCAGGCUGGUGUCGGGCAGUGUUUGGGGUUGUGUUGAGGUACGUCUGUUGGAGAAUUGGAGUGAAACGAGCACUGUCCCAAACGUGUUACUGUCCAUCUGAGGAGAAAAGACUGUAACACUACACUUGGAAGUCAAGGUUUGUCAGUACAGCGUAAGAACCCCCCCCCCAUCCCCACUUUGCCUGACUUGCCUGUGGAGGUCCCUCAAAGUGGAGACAAUUCCUCAACGACAAAAAGCUGCCACAACUGGAAACGGUCUUCCAAAAAUUCACAUGAAAAAAAAAAAACCAAUUUGACAUUCGUUUGUCGCAAACACAUUUGCCCAUUUUAGGCAUUGGUAUAUAAACCUACCCCCAUUACACAGAUUCCCCCUUCACUUGAUAUUACCAGUUAUGAUUCAAUGAUUGCUUACUCUGUCGUCUUGCUUUGUCAUAGAUUUGGGCAGACAUGACACUUCUCUGAAGACUUGUUCAGCAGAGCACAGAAACCUCAGACUGAAGAUCCACAUCUCUACACGGUGAUGACCGAGACAAAAAGGUCAUUGUUGUGCAUUUGUCUGAAUGCUUAAUGAUGUUCUUUUUUUGUUUGUUUGUUUGCUUUGAAUAUUUUCUUGUCAUAUUCUCUUUCACCUCAAAUGAGACUGCCUUUUUUCUGUUUUGUAACGUCUCAUUACCUUGUAAUUCACCAAAUGAAACUCAGAUUUUUAUUGACUUGUGAGACUAACGCUUUGUUUUAAUCGAUGGUGCCGGGAAUGUUUGCUUGGUUUUGUUUCUGGAAGCACGUCAUAAUGUCAAGCUGAUGUUCAGAUUCCUAGUUUUGAACGUAGUUUAUCAGCUAUCUUUAUUUGAAUAUUUCUGUGAUUUUGUGUUGUGUCCAUCUAAAUGUUAAGUCAUUUGGUCAGUUACAAUUAAUACUGAAACACGCUGACCUAUUGUAAAAAUAAUAAGCAUACAAAUUAAAACAAGUGAGUUGGACAGCUCUCAGUUGAUUUGUCAGAGGAAUUCUUCUUCUGAUUUUAAUAUUUUGAUCCUAACUCUCUGUCUUAUGUAUCUUUUGUGCACUAGGCGCAGUUGUGUAGCAGUUGAGUUUUGCUGGUUAGCUGUUAAGAUGGCGAGUUGCAGUGCAGAGUUUGGCAGUGCUUGGCUGUUUUCUCCAGAUGCGUUGGUGUGGCUGACGUUUAAAACAAACAAACAAACAAAAAAAAAAACAGCGACUCCAAAUUACAUUCUGGCGGAAUCUCACUUAAUGUGAUAACACUGAGAUUUAACAACAACAACAAAAAAAACCAAUGAUAAAAUCUGUUAACCCUCUUUUCCUUUGCAUUCUGUCGCUCUGUCUCACUCCAUUCCCAUGUAUUCUCAGUGGUCUGUAAAACAACACUGAGCACAUGAUGAUAAUAAAAGUUCUGUUGUA